Messenger RNA from Morus notabilis, 1086 nucleotides. RefSeq names its product probable transmembrane ascorbate ferrireductase 2. The transcript is spliced from 4 exons. Gene Ontology annotation, molecular function: oxidoreductase activity. Lineage: Eukaryota; Viridiplantae; Streptophyta; Magnoliopsida; Rosales; Moraceae. The record is from RefSeq and is a predicted model, not a curated record. Bases 142 to 897 code for a protein of 251 amino acids.
GUUCACCCUUAGUGCACGUUACAGAGAGUCAAAGAAGACCGAAUUACUGUAAAAAAUAGAUCGUAAGGCAACAGAGUGAGCGGAUCGGAAAGAGAUGAUUUUGACGAGAGAAAGAGCGCUUCUGCUUUUUGAAUCGUAGCCAUGGACGCUUUCUCUGGAUCUCUUCCGAGAACCUCAAGAGCUAAAGACAAGAGAAUGGCGUCUGCUCCUGUGGUUCGCUUCCCGAUCAUCUUCUUCGUCAGAGUUUUGGGGUUCAUAGUCGCCGCUCUGGUCCUCUUCUGGACCAACCAUUUUCGUGGAGGAUUGGCUCUCAUUUCCGACAACAAAGAUCUCAUCUUCAAUGUGCAUCCAGUGUUAAUGGUGAUUGGUCUAGUACUUUUAAAUGGAGAAGCCAUGCUAGCAUACAAGACCAUAUCGGGAACAAAAAGCUUUAAAAAGUUGGUUCAUCUUGGCCUGCAAUUCCUCGCUUUCUGCUUGAGCAUUAUCGGUGUAUGGGCUGCUCUGAAAUUCCACAAUGACAAAGGAAUCGACAACUUUUACAGCCUGCACUCUUGGUUGGGUCUAGCCUGCCUGUUUCUAUUUGGCAUCCAGUGGGCUGCUGGAUUUGUGACUUUUUGGAAUCCAGGCGGUACAGCAAGUAACCGGGCUUCUUUGCUGCCAUGGCAUGUGUUCUUUGGUGUUUAUAUCUAUGCCCUUGCCAUUGCUACUGUGACCACUGGGAUUCUAGAGAAAGCAACAUUUCUGCAAACCAACAAAGUAAUAUCACGCUAUUCAACAGAGGCUCUGUUGGUGAACUCUCUCGGUGUAUUGGUUGUUGCACUUGGCGGAUUUGUUAUUCUUGCACUCGUAACUUCUACCAACGAUAAAGUUGAUAACGUCAGAGAAGCUACAGAAUAAGCAGACACCAAAGUGUCAGUGGGGUUUUUAAAUCUUAUUUGCCCAUUGGAGUUGUAAUGUAAGCUCGUCUGAGGAUGAUCGCAAUUUUCUAUACAUAUUCAUAGGCAAAAGAGACUAGUUCCUUUAUCAUUGUCUGCUAUCGCUCUCGUUUUGCUUGAAUUGGCUAUAACUCCGUUAUCGUUCAUCUGC